AUGUCUUUAGUGAAAAGACAAAAAGUCGAAGAGGAAAACCAUGACGAUACAUCGUAUGAAGCACUUGUAUUUGAAGGCCAUGAAGGUCCGGUUAUCACUGCUAAAUUCAGUGGAGACGGGAAAUUCGUAGCAUCUGGUGGUUUGGAUAGACAAAUACUUCUUUGGGUUCUUCCCAAUGAAGCGAUAGAAACAGAAACAGAAGCCAGUAUUGGUUCAAUUUCUGGUCAUAAGAACGGUAUAACUUCUUUAAUGUGGUCCUCUGAUGACUCUCAUUUAUAUUCUUCGAGUGCAGAUUCCACAUUAGCCUUAUGGGAUCUAGAAACGGGCAAAAAACUACUAAAAUUUCAGGGUCACAAAAGCAUCGUGAAUCAACUAGACCUUGAUUCACAAAUGGCCAGCGUUGGAGAUGAUGGUAAAUGUUUGAUAUGGGAUCCAAGAUCAAAACACCCAGUUGCUUCAAUUGAGACAAAUUAUCCGCUCACUUCCGUUGUGGUAGCUGAUAACAGAGUAUAUUUUUCAGGAAUAGACCCCACAAUUCAUGCUUACGAUUUGAGAGACACAGAAAAAUCAUUAUGGGAGGAAACGGUCCAUAAAGACACGGUGACCUCCCUCUCUCUAAAUGAGAGCACUCUAUUUUCUUCAUCCCAAGAUGGUACGCUUCGAUCGUAUGAUGCGCAGGCAUUUGUAGCUCAAGGAAUAUCACGAGUUAAACCAGAGAUAUACGCCGAUCUGGAUACUGGAACCGAGAACUUUCUUCUUAGAAGUACUGUUAAUAGAGCCGGGGAUAGAUUAUUCUGUGGUUCCGCUGACAAAACUGUUACCGUCUGGGAUGUUCAUUCUGCCAGAAUUGUUUCCAAAUUGGCCAGUCAAUCUGGCACUAUCAUAGAUGUUGAUUUACAUCCAACAGAAAAUAUCCUACUUUCCACUUCUGUUGAUGGCACCAUAUUAAUCAGGGAGUAUUAG
Molecule: messenger RNA, 963 nt
Organism: Komagataella phaffii GS115
Lineage: Eukaryota; Fungi; Ascomycota; Pichiomycetes; Pichiales; Pichiaceae
Exons: 1
Coding region: 1-963 (320 amino acids)
Cellular component (GO): catalytic step 2 spliceosome
Molecular function (GO): protein binding; RNA binding
Source: RefSeq, a predicted model, not a curated record